AUGCUCAAUCUCUCCCAUACUUUUUACAUUGUCGAUGAAAUUUUCUACAAUAAUCACUCUCUUCGGGUCUCCAACCCUAGCUUCCAACUCUCCAAUUCCACGAACUGUUUCUCCCCCUCCACCAACCUCACCACCAGCAUAAGGUUUACUUUGGCUCCGAACCAGAAGGAGGUGCUGCUGUUCUUCGGUUGUGACUUACCGUCGCUGGCGGAGGAGAUGAAAGCAAACGUAUUGGGUUGCUUUGAAGGGAACAGAACGAGGUGGGUGUUGGGUAUGGCGGUGAAUGACGAGGAAAAGAAGUUGAAGUAUGCGAAGGAUAAUUGCAGAGAUGGGUCGACGAUGAGGACGGUGGUGGAGAAUGUGGAAGGAGGGAUAAGAGAGGCUUUGAGAAGAGGAUUCUUGUUAAAGCAAAGGAAUUGGACGGUGAGCGGGUGCGACGCAUGCCAGAGCAGUGGAGGGAGGUGCGGCUUCGACUUCGAUGCUAACGGCUUCAGGUGCUUUUGCCGCACUAGCGAUCAGCUUGCCGGAUGUUCUUCUGGAGGUUUGCUCUCUGUAACGAUACAAAGUGAUUAA
Neltuma alba is the source of this 573-nucleotide messenger RNA. RefSeq names its product LEAF RUST 10 DISEASE-RESISTANCE LOCUS RECEPTOR-LIKE PROTEIN KINASE-like 1.2. Lineage: Eukaryota; Viridiplantae; Streptophyta; Magnoliopsida; Fabales; Fabaceae. The record is from RefSeq and is a predicted model, not a curated record. Bases 1 to 573 code for a protein of 190 amino acids. The transcript has a single exon.